Messenger RNA from Aureococcus anophagefferens, 8856 nucleotides. RefSeq lists its product as hypothetical. The record is from RefSeq and is a predicted model, not a curated record. Gene Ontology annotation, molecular function: ATP binding; ATP hydrolysis activity; minus-end-directed microtubule motor activity. NCBI's taxonomy places the organism in Eukaryota, Pelagophyceae, Pelagomonadales, Pelagomonadaceae. Gene Ontology annotation, biological process: microtubule-based movement. The annotation marks the transcript as partial. Gene Ontology annotation, cellular component: dynein complex. The transcript is spliced from 12 exons.
AACGCACGCCUUAUCAUCUUCGAACUUGUCUGUCUUGCUACGGGGGCACGGGAUAGUUUCUUUCUCGAAGAAGUCGCCCCCUUGUUGCAGCACAAUGGAAAGCCGACGACGGUAGUCGUGGAAGAACCAUUGUCGGAGCUUGUUGGCGACUGGCGUCAAGUGGGCAGUGCUCAUCUCCAUAACUUGAACGAGCGUGGAAACCAGGCAUCAUUAAAACACAUCGCCGAUGAUCAAUUAAUUUGUCUCCGAGACCAUAAAGCUCGAUUUGUCAAGGACGGUAAAAACUCGCUGUCGGCCCGCUUGGUGGCGGUUCCCCGGGGCAUUUUAGAUGCGGCCGGAGGACGAGCGAACCUCGUGCGUUUCUUGAACGAGUGCAUCGCGGCGAUGGUGGACCUCAACCUCGACACGGAUGACGCCGCGGAAUUAUCAGAGCUGGCAUCCAACGCGACCCUCGUGACCAUCUGCCCCCUGGUGCAGCUCUGCGGGCGGGAUUUUCGUCCCGCCCGCAAAGGCGCUCAGAAGAUGUCCAUGUUGCGUCACGUCUUUGCGAAAUGGCAAAUCGACAUGAUCUUCCGCUGCGAUGAUUUGGAGCUGCCUGCCAACGACUCCGCGCGGCAUUAUCUGGUCUACAACUUCGUCUUGUGCCACCGGACGGCGCGUCUCGUCAAGGCAUUCAGUCCCGACUUUGUCAUGGUUCGAGACUGGCGAUCCGUCUACGAGGUCGAAGCCAAGAAUGGACAAAGCGCGCGCCUCAUCGGCGAUUCUAUGAAGGAUACCUACGACCGCGCGUCGUACGAGACCAAGAUGUCGCACCUCGACUUCAUCCUCCACGCGCUCAACGGGAUCCAGCGCAAGUGGGUCUACCUCGAGCCCAUCUUCGGCCGCGGCAGCCUCCCCAACGAGGCCAAGCGCUUCAAGAGCGUCGACGAGGACUUCCGCGACAUCAUGCGCAACGUCGAGGCGGACCCGAAGCUCUUUGGCCUCGUGGACCCGCACGUCCACCGCGACAUCCGCCGGACGCUCGAGACCAUGCUCGACCAGCUCGACCGGUGCCAGAAGGCGCUCAGCGACUUCCUCGAGGAGAAGCGGUCCGCGUUCCCGCGGUUCUACUUCAUCGGCGACGACGACCUCCUCGAGAUCCUCGGCCAGGCGAAGAACCCGGCGGUGAUCCAGAGCCACCUGAAGAAGCUCUUCCAGGGCGUCUCGCGCGUCGUCUUUGACGACGCGAAGACGACGAUCACGGCCAUGGUCGUCGACCUCGAGACCGGCGUCGCGACGUCGGACCGCGUCGAGGAGUGGCUCGCGACGUUCACGGACGAGAUGAAGGCGACGCUCGCGAGCCUCCUCGCGAACUACCUCGCCGCGCUCGCGCGCGCGGCUGUGCGCGCGGGCGAGGCCGACUUCGAGGCGUACCCGUCCCAGGUGCUCUGCGUCGGCGAGCUGGUCCGCUUCGCCGACAGCGUCGAGGCGGGCCUCGACGGCGGCCUCGGCGACAUGGCCGCGCGCGCGCGCGCGCAGCUCGAGACGUACACGGGCCAGGACCUCAGCGGCAUGCCCGUGACGCAGCUCAAGGUCAAGGCGCUCGUCAUGGACCUCGUCCACAACAUGGACGUGCUCGACCAGCUCGACCGCGCGCGGUGCCGCGACGCGCACGACUGGGCCUGGCACAAGCAGCUCCGCUACUACGUCGGCGCGGCCGGCGGCGCCGAGGUCCGCAUGUCCGACGGGUCCUUCCGCUACACGUACGAGUACCAGGGCAACGCGGGCAAGCUCGUCCACACGCCCCUGACGGACAAGUGCUACCUCACGCUCACGCAGGGCAUGCACAUGGGCUUCGGCGGCAACCCCUACGGCCCCGCGGGCACGGGCAAGACCGAGUCCGUCAAGGCGCUCGGCAACGCGUUCGGCCGCCAGGUCCUCGUCUUCAACUGCGACGAGGGCGCCGACCCCGCGUCGACGCCCCGCAUCGACUUCCAGUCCAUGGGCCGCAUCUUCAUCGGCCUCGUCAAGUGCGGCGCCUGGGGCUGCUUCGACGAGUUCAACCGGCUCAAGGAGGACCAGCUGAGCGCCAUUAGCCAGCAGAUCCAGCUCAUCCAGGACGCGAUCAAGGGCCACAUCCCCGUGCUCCGGCUCCUCGGCCGCGACGUCGACGUCGACUUUGACGCGGGCAUCUUCGUCACGCUCAACCCGGCGGGCAAGGACUACGGCGGGCGGAGCCAGAUCCCCGACAACCUCAAGGCGCUCUUCCGGCCCGUGGCCAUGGGGCGGCCGGACAACGAGCUCAUCGCGCAGGUCUACCUCCAGGCCGAGGGCUUCACGCGCGCGCGCGACCUCGCCGUCAAGGUCGUGUCGCUCUUCGCGCUGUCGCGCCAGCUCCUCACGCCGCAGCGCCACUACGACUGGGGCCUGCGCGCGCUCAAGGCCGUGCUCAACACGGGCGGCAAGCUCGUGCUCGACGCGCGCGGCGCGGGCGGCGGCCUGCCGCCGGCCGCCGAGGGCGAGCUGCUCAUCAAGGCCGUCCGCGUGAACACGCCCUCGAAGCUGACCUUCGGCGACACGGCGCGGUUCCUGGCGCUCAUCGGCGACGUCUUCCCCGGCGUCGCGUCCGGCGACGUCGCCGGCGGCGCGCUCGAGGUCGCGAUCCGCGACGUCAUGGCGAGCGACGCGUUCCGCCUCACCGUCGACGAGGCCCAGGUCCGGAAGAUGCUCCAGCUCAAGGAGGCGCUGGACCAGCGCAUGGGCUGCGUCGUCGUCGGGCCGAGCGGCUGCGGCAAGUCGACGGUGCUCCAGGCCGCGCUCGCGAAAUGCGGCACGACGGUCAUGAACCCCAAGUCGAUGCCGCGGCAGCAGCUCCUCGGCGAGAUGGACCUGGACACGCGCGAGUGGAGCGACGGCGUCCUCACGGACGCGGCGCGCGCCGUCGUCCGCGAGCCGCCGGAGGUGCGGUCGUGGAUCGUCUGCGACGGCGACGUCGACCCGGAGUGGAUCGAGUCGCUCAACUCCGUGCUCGACGACAACCACCUCCUCACGCUCCCCAACGGCGAGCGCAUCGCCUUCGGCGACAACGUCAACUUCCUCUUCGAGACGCACGACCUCCGGUUCGCGUCGCCCGCGACCGUGUCGCGCAUGGGCAUGAUCUUCCUCAGCGACGAGGACAUCGACACGCGGCGCGUCGUGACCCGGUGGCUCCUGGGGCAGGACGCGGACCUCCGGCCGCGCCUCGAGGGCUGGCUCGACGACCUCUUCUACCGCGCGCUCGACUACGUCGUCGCGCUCGGCGCGUUCGUCGUCGAGACGACGCUCGUCGGCACCGUGCUCAACGGCCUCGGCGGCGUCGGCGGCGCGACGAGCAAGCUCGCCUUCGUCGCGGGCCUCGUGCGCGGCCUCGGCGGCAACCUCGGCGUCGGCGACCGCACGGCCUUCGCCAAGGAGGUCUUCGCGUGGGCCGGCGAGCGGCCGCCGGACCUCGGCGCGCCCCUCGACUGCGACUGCGAGCCCGGCGGCGACCGGCUCUUCCCCUACGCGGCGCGCUGCGGCGGCGUCGCCGGCGGCGACGGGGAGGCGCCGACGCUCGAGAGCGUCAUCGAGACCGUGUCGACGCAGCGGACCAUGGCCAUGCUCCGGCCCAUGGUCGAGGGCGGCGCGCCCUUCGUCGUCGUCGGCCCCGAGGGCUGCGGCAAGAACCUCAUGAUCCGCCACGCGUUCGCCGCGCGCCGCAAGGUCGGCGUCGCGACGCUCCACUGCUCCGCGCGCACGGACGCGAGCCACGUCAUCGCCAAGAUCGGCCAGUGCUGCAGCCUGUUCUCCGCGCCCGAGGGCCGCGUCUACCGGCCCCGCGACUGCGAGCGCCUCGUGCUCUACCUCAAGGACCUCAACCUGCCGCGGCCCGACGCGUACGACACGUGCAUGCUCAUCGCGUUCCUCCAGCAGCUCGUCACGUUCCGCGGCUUCUACGACGCGAGCCUCGAGUUCCUGCGCCUCGAGCACGUGCAGAUCGUCGCGUCGAUGAACCCGGCGACGACGGUCGGGCGCCACCCGCUGUCGACGCGCUUCACCGCGACGGUCCGCGUCUGCGUCCUCGACUACCCCGACACGGCGGAGCUCACGGCGGUCUACGCGGAGCUCCUCGAGAUCGCCCUCGACGCCGCGGGCGCGCGCGGCGGCGACGCGGCGGCCGCGAACCUCGCGCCCUUCUCCAAGCCCGGCGAGCGCGAGAAGCUCGCCGCGACGCUCGUCGAGGUCUACGAGCGCGUCAAGGCGACCUUCGUCGUCGACGACGCGCGCCACUACCUCUUCACGCCGCGCGACCUCAGCGCGUGGGUCUCGAACCUGCUCCGCUACGACCUCGCGAGCGAGGACCUCCUCAACGUCGUCGCCUACGAGGGGCUCCGGCUCUUCAAGGACCGCAUGGUCGACGCCGACGCCGAGGCCAAGCUCGACGGCAUCCUCGGCGGCGUGCUCCGGAGCCGCUGGCGCUUCGUGCCCGCGCUCGACGGCGUCCACUUCACGACGCUCGCGGCGGGCGCGAUCGGCGCCAAGGGCGGCGGCGGCGGCGGCGCGGCGCCCCUGCUCCGCCGCGUCGAGACCGCCGAGUUCCGCGCCGUCGUCGGCAAGGGCGUCGACUACUACGAGCGCGAGAACGCGGAGCUCCGCAUGCUCCUCUUCGACCGCGUGCUCGACCACGUCGCGCGCGUCGACCGCGUCAUCUCGCGGCCCGGCGGCAACCUGCUCCUCAUCGGCCGCUCCGGCGUCGGCCGGCGCACGGCCGUCCGGCUCGUCGCCUACAUGCGCGGCUACGCGUUCGUCGGCCCGACGGCGGUCCGCGCCGACGACGACGACGCGGUGAAGCACUUCCGGUCCGAGCUCAAGCCCGCGCUCCAGACCGUCGCCGUCGAGGGCCAGGAGGCCGUCUUCUACGUCGAGGACCACCACUUCGCCGUCGGCGCGUGCCUCGAGCUCGUCAACUCCGUGCUCUCCGCGGGCGCGGCCCCGGGCCGGGACCGGCCGGCGCUCCGGGCCGCGCGCGAGGUCCCGGGCCUCUUCGGCGCCGACGAGCUCGAGGGCCUCUUCGCGCAGCUCCGCGAGCCCAUGGCCGACGAGGGCACGGCGCUGAGCCCCUACGAGUUCUUCGUCGCCCGCGUCCGCGCGCGGCUCCACGCCGUGCGCUGCGAGUCGAACCCGGCGCUCUUCACGCGCUGCACGAUCCUGUGGAUGGGCGCGUGGCGCCGCGACACGAUGCGCGCGGUGCCCGCGAUGAUGGACGGCGUCCGGAAGCUCAUCCUCGCCGACGGCGCCGGCGACGGCGACGACGCGGCCGCGGCCGGCGCGCCGGCGCCGCCGCGCGCCGCGGAGCGCAAGGGCGGCGAGGCCAAGGCCGCGCGCCGCGAGGGCAAGUCGGCCCGCGGCGAGGGCAAGGGCGGCGAGGGCAAGGGCCGGGGCGGCGCCGCGGCGCCCGCGCCCCGCGGCGGCGGCGGCGGCGACGCCGGCGGCGACGUCGACGACCAGCUCCUCGAGGCGAUCGCGUCCAUGCACGAGUCGGCCGCCGCGGCGUCGCCGCGCGAAUUCGUGCUCUUCCUCGAGAACUGGCGCAUGCUCCACGACCAGAUGCGCGGCGGCAUCCGCACGAAGCUCAGCCACCUCUCCGCGGGCCUCGCGAAGCUCGAGGAGGCGUCGGCGACGGUCGACAGCCUCUCGAACAACGCCGAGGUCGAGCAGGCGAAGCUCGUCGAGGCGCAGAAGGGCGCCGACGCGGCCAUGGAGAUGAUCACGAAGACGCUGAGCGAGGCGACGGGCCGCCGCGGCGAGGUCAACGACCUCAAGACCGAGGUCACGCGCCGCGAGGAGCACACGAUCAGCCGCCAGGGCGAGAUCAAGCAGGAACUCAGCAGCAUCCAGCCCGUCCUCGAGACGGCCAAGGCCGCCGUGGGGCAGAUCAAGGCCGAGCACCUCAACGAGAUCCGGAGCCUCAAGAUGCCGCCCGAGCCCAUCGCGGACGUCCUCGGCGCCGUGCUCAAGCUCCUGGGCAUCAGCGACGUGAGCUGGACGUCCAUGAAGAAGUUCCUCGGGAACCGCGGCGUCAAGGACGAGAUCCUCAACUACGACGCGCGGCGCAUCGGCGGCGAGAUGCGCAAGGACGUCGCGCGCCUGCUCAAGCAGAAGUCGACGAGCUUCGACCAGGCGACGAUCACGCGCGUCUCCGUCGCGGCCGCGCCGCUCGCGGCCUGGGUCAAGGCGAACAUCCGCUACAGCGUCGUCCUCGAGAAGAUCCAGCCCCUCGAGGCCGAGCUCGCGCGCGCCGAGGAGGACCUCGCCAAGUGCACGCUCCGGCUCCGCCAGUGCGAGGACGAGAUCGCGACGAUCGACGACCGCGUCGCCGCGCUCAAGGCCGAGUUCGGCGACAAGACGCGCGAGGCCGAGAAGCUCCGCGCGCGGCUCGCGCUCGCCGAGGGCACGCUCGACAAGGCGCAGCACCUCCUCGGCAAGCUCAGCGGCGAGCAGGCGCGGUGGCAGACGCAGGCCGGCGACCUCCGGUCCGAGCUCGCGAGCCUGCCGCGCCAGCUCCUCGUCGCCGCGGGCUUCCUCACGUACCUGAGCCGCUGCCCCGAGGACGCGCGCGAGGCCGCGCUCGCGGACUGGACGGCCACCGUCGGCCUCGCGGCGUUCGACUUCACGUCGCUCCUCGCGACGGAGUCGCGGCUCCUCGCGUGGAAGCAGGUCGGCCUGCCCGCGGACCCGCUGUCCAUGGAGAACGCGCUCGUCGUCGCGCACAACCCGGGCGCGCGCGUGCCCUUCGUCAUCGACCCCGCGGACGCCGCGCGCGCGUGGCUCGUCGCGCACUACGGCGGCGACGACGGCCGGCCCCUCGAGGUCCUCCAGAGCGCGGACGCGCGCUUCGGCACGACGGUCGAGCUCGCCGUGCGCUUCGGCAAGACGCUCCUCAUCUUCGACCCCGUGCUCUACCCGCUCGCGCGCCGCGACCUGGCCAUGAACGGCCCGCGCGCCGUCGUCCGCGUCGGCGACCGCACCGUCGACUUCCACGAGAACUUCCGCCUCGCGCUCGUGACGCGGAACCCGACGCCGGACCUGCCGCCGGACGCGGCGGCGCUCUGCACGCUCGUCAACUUCACGGUCACGCGGAGCGGCCUCGAGGGCCAGCUCCUCGGCGCGACGAUCCAGCACGAGGAGCCCGAGCUCGAGACGAAGAAGACGGCGAUGCUCAAGCAGGAGGAGGACUACAAGAUCAAGCUCGCGGGCCUCGAGACGGACCUGCUCGAGGCGCUCGCCACGGCCGAGGGCGACCUGCUCGAGAACGCGCUCCUCAUCGAGAGCCUCACGCGGACCAAGGAGGCGAGCCGCGAGAUCUCGGACGCGCUCGCGGCGUCGGCCGAGGCGUCCGCGACGCUCGACGCGCGCCGCGAGGCGUACCGCGGCUUCUCGCGCGACGGCAGCCGGCUCUACUUCCUCGUCCGCGACCUCGUCCUCGUGAACCCCAUGUACCAGGUGUCGCUCGCGUCGUUCGUGCGCCUCUUCGAGGCCGCGCUCCGCGACGGGUCCGUCGCCGCGGACGGCGCGCUCGACGAUCGCCUCGCGCGGCUCACGCCGCUCCUCGAGCGCCUCGCCUUCUUCUUCGUGGGCCGCGGCCUCUUCAAGGCCGACCGCUGCAUGUUCGCGCUCCACGUCGUCCACGGCAUGCACGCGGAGCACUUCCUCGACCACGAGUGGGAGCUCUUCACGGGCGAGCUCGCGGCCGACGGCGCGGGCGACGCGCCGCCGGACGCGGCCGGCGGCCGCCGCGGCCGCGGCGACGGCGACGGCGACGGCGCCGGCCGGCGGCCCCGGGGCCUCCCGGCGUGGGCGGGCCUCGACCGCGCGCCCGCGUUCGCGAACAUGGCCGCGCACCUCGGCGGCCUCGUGCGCCGCCUCGACCUCGAGAACGCCGCGCGCUGGUCGCGCUGGGCGCGGAGCCCCGAGUGCGAGCGCGACUUCCCGCCCGAGGCCGUCCGCGAGUGCACGCCCUUCCAGCGCGUGCUCGUCACGCGCUGCUUCCGGCCCGACCGCCUCAUGUCCGCGCUCAGCGCCUUCGCCUGCGAGGUCCUCCGCGUGCCGUCGCUCAGCCCGCCGCCGCUGAGCUUCGCGACGCUCUACGAGACGGAGACGGAGGCGCGGACGCCGACGCUCCUCAUCACGACGGCCGGCGCGGACCCGAGCCGAGGCGCCGCGCGAGCCGAGGGGCGCGCGCGCCCCGGCGGCCGGGAUCCGCGCGGGCGAUCGCGCCUCCCGAGUCGGUCGCGCGCGGCGCGCGGCGCGCGGGCCCCGCGGUCCCGUCCCGCGCGCGGGACGCGGGCUCCUCUCCUAGGCGCGGACCCGAGCAAGGAGCUCGCCGACUUCGCCGCGUCCGUCGUCGGCGCGGACCGCUACACGUCGCUCGCGAUGGGCGGCGGCACGCACGACCUCGCGAUGUCGCUGCUCGCGGACGCGUCCGCCGCGGGCACGUGGCUCUGCUUCCAGAACCUGCACCUCGUCGUCGCUUGGCUGCCGGCGCUCGAGAAGGCGCUCGCCGGCGUCGAGCAGAGAUGCGCGUUCCCGCGCGUGCUCCUCCAGCAGGCGCUCAAGGUCACCUUCGAGUCGCCGCCGGGCACGAAGAAGAACGUGCAGCGGACGCUCGCGAUCUGGGGCCGCGAAUUCUUCGAGCGCGGCGAGCGGCGCCGGCCGAUGCUCCUCCUCUGCCUCGCCGUCUCCCGCGGCGUCGCUCCAAAGGUCUUCCACGCCAUCCUCCAGGAGCGCCGCACCUACAUCCCGCAGGGCUGGACCAAGUCCUACGAGUUCUCCGUCGGCGACCUCCGCGCGGGCGCGUUC